AUGUGGAUGCUGCCUGCUAUGGAAAGAGCCGGUGAAGAAACAGUGGCGAGUAACAACAAGUUACAAUUGAAGAGACGAGUGGACGAUGUUCCUUGUAAGCUCGACGAUGGUCAUCAUCAAACGGUGACGGAAUCGGAAGCUGGAAACGAUUCCAUGAGGAGCGAUUGUCCUGGAAGCUCAGCUCACAGGAAUGUAGUAGACAUAAACAAGUCUCCUGAGGAAUCUGCAAAGGUGUCUGUUGAGGAGUUGACAUUGGGAAACUAUAGGAGUAAUACUAUAGAUAGUUCUAGGGCUGGAAAGUUUGAGCAUCUCUAUCGUCUAGCUAGAGGUUCUUCUACGUUUAGGUCAGGAGAUGGGGAUGUUGAUUCCCAGCCUCGGGAUAUGGAUCAAAUGCUGUCGAGAAUCAGGCAGCAGCUCGCCGGAGCUCCUUCCGAGAGGCAAAACCUGAAACCGUUUGCGAGUAGGAGGAGCGAUCAGAAUCUUGAAGCGUUCUCUGAACGGUUGAGAGUAGCUGGGGAGAAGAGUAUUAUGAACGCUCCUGCAUGGAUCAACGAUGGUGUCCAGCUGAAAACUCCGUUGAGCUCUUCGAGUUUCUCUCAGUUGAUACUUAAAAGAGCUAUGAAGGGGAAAGGUGUAGUAGGGAAACACCAGGAGGCUCCUCCUGAGUUUGUCAAUGAGCAAGAUACAGGAAGCAAGGACAAAAAGGUCGAUAAUAAUGUGUCAACUGUAAAGUCAAGCCCGAAAGGAAAUGGGAUUGUUGUAUCGCAUGGUGAUGGGAAUCAUACUAAAGCUUCUUGUGGAAUCAGUUUGAGGGAGUUUCUUAGAUCAAGUUAUGCUAAACGAGAGAGAAGGCAUGGCGUUUUUCUCUUUAGGCAGCUUGUGGAGCUGGUUGACUCAGCUCAUUCACAAGGAUUGUUCUUGCUGGACUUGAGACCGUCCCUUUUCACUUUGGUCCCAUCGAAGAAACUUAGAUAUAUUGGUACCUUUGGAAAGGACGAUUUAGGCUCAGAUGUUGACGAAGAUUUGAAUAGGAAGAGGCCAUUGCUUCAGGAAUCAUCUGUAGUGGGUAGGGAUUUGAAGAAAAGAAAAAUGGACUUGCAUGUGCAUUCUCAAGGGAAUCAACAUCAGGCCAAUUUUAAAAGGAAGAGCCCUGUGAUUGAUUUGAAUGUGGUUGAUGCACGUAAUCCAGACAGUUGUGAGCUUCAACAGCAAAACUAUAUCAAAAAUCUAGGCGUGUCUUCAGCGACGAAAAAACAGUCUAUGUCCACAUGGCUAGAAGAGCAGUGGUACACAUGUCCAGAGGAGAUUAAUGGAGAAGAUAUCGGAGAAAAAUCAAAUAUAUAUGCCCUUGGGGUUCUUCUGUUUGAGUUGCUAUGCCAUUGCGAGUCCAGUGAGAUGCAUGCUGCAAUGAUGGCAGAUUUACGUCAUCGGAUUCUCCCACCUACAUUUCUCUCAAGAUAUCCUAAGGAAGCUGGAUUUUGUCUUUGGCUUCUACAUCCUGAACCCUCCUCCCGACCAACAGCUAGAGAAAUACUGAAGUCUGAGUUGAUAUGCGACGAUGAUUCAGUUAUAUCGUCUGCUGUUGAUGAGGAGAUAUCUGAGCUGUUACUUCAUUUUUUGUCUUCACUACAAGAGCAGAAGCAGAAAAAUGCAUCUAAGCUAUUGCAAGACAUCCAGACCUUGGAUGAUGAUAUUAAGGAGGCUGAGCGAAGAUAUUCUUCAAGCAGUGCAUCUCUUGUGAGAUCUCACGGAGCUAUUGAAAGAAGAGUGCAAUCAUCUCCCUUAGAUGAGCGCUGUACAACUACUUCUGGCUCCUUGUUUGUACCAACCGCUAAUACAGAUAGGCUGAUGAGUAAUAUCCGUCAACUCGAAGAUGCAUAUUUCUUCAUGAGAUCACAAAUGAAGUUAUCCGAUUCUUCUGCUGCUGGUUCUCGUUCUGACAAAAGCCUUCUAAAGGACAAGGACAAGUGGUCUGAAAGCCAAAAUGAGAAUCAGUAUACGAGAACCAAAGGAAAAUCUGGAGACCAACUGGAAGUGUUUUUUGAGGGGUUGUGCAAAUUUGCUCGGUAUAGCAAGUUUGAAACGUGUGGAACAAUAAGAAGUGGAGACCUUUUAAACUCUGCAAGUGUGGUCUGCUCAUUGAGUUUCGACCCUGAUGAGGAACACAUAGCAGCAGCUGGGAUCUCAAAGAAAAUCAAGAUCUUUGACUUCAAUGCGUUUAUGGAUGAAUCUGUGGGUGUUCAUUAUCCACUAGUAGAGAUGGUCAACAAAUCCAAAUUAAGCUGUGUUUGCUGGAAUAGUUACAUCAAAAACUACUUGGCCUCAACUGACUACGAUGGUGUAGUUCAGAUAUGGGAUGCCGGGACUGGACAAGGAUUUUCGCAGUACACAGAACACCAGAAGAGAGCUUGGUCAGUUGAUUUUUCUCCAUCUGACCCGACAAAAUUUGUCAGUGGAAGUGAUGACUGUUCUGUAAAGCUUUGGAGCGUCAAUGAGAAACGGUCAUUAGGAACAAUCUGGAGUCCAGCAAACGUGUGUUGCGUGCAGUUCUCUGCUUAUUCCAAUCACUUAUUGGCAUUCGGUUCAGCUGAUUACAAGGUCUAUUGCUACGAUCUUCGGUAUGUCAAAACUCCUUGGUGCACAUUGGCCGGCCACGAGAAAGCUGUUAGCUACGUUAAGUUUAUGGAUUCAGAGACCAUUGUCUCUGCUUCCACUGAUAACUCUCUCAAGCUUUGGAAUCUUAACAAGACAAAUUCCUCUGGUUUAUCUCCUGGAGCUUGUUCGUUGACGUAUAAAGGACAUACAAAUCAGAAGAAUUUUGUUGGAUUAUCUGUCUUGGAUGGAUACAUAGCCUGUGGUUCAGAGACCAAUGAGGUAUAUAGUUACUAUAGAUCAUUACCGAUGCCGAUGACUUCAUACAAGUUUGGAUCGGUGGAUCCAAUUUCUGGAAACGAGUACUUUGAUGAGAAUGGACAGUUUGUGUCGAGCGUUUGUUGGAGGAAAAAAACAAAUAUGCUUGUAGCUGCAAAUUCUACUGGAAACAUGAAGCUAUUAAAGCUUGUUUGA
Molecule: messenger RNA, 3066 nt
Organism: Microthlaspi erraticum
Lineage: Eukaryota; Viridiplantae; Streptophyta; Magnoliopsida; Brassicales; Brassicaceae
Source: the annotation of a GenBank genome assembly